ACUGAUAAUAACAGCGAGAGUUCUGCCGUCUCAAAUAUCUCGAACAUUACAUUUCUGAAUUUUAACCAAACAAUUGUGUACUGCACCUUUAUUCUGUUGAAAUAUUUUGGUUGUUCUUUUGUUUUUGUUAAUUGAAUGCAUAUCUUUUAAAUACAAAGCAAUAGACAAGGCGAUACUGUAUGUUUGAUACUGGUCACAUUUCCGUCAGACCACAGAAGUGAGUUGCAAACGCAUCACUGUGAUUUAAUUUCCAAAUCACAAAUUACGAGCAUCGACAACAGUGGACAUAUUGCUAGACGAAAUCCGUUAUAAGAAAACACAGGCUGUCCUCCAAAACGUGUGCCGUCAGCCGGUCACCAUGAAGCCAACCCAGAGGGUCAGAGGACAACGCAGCUCUGGGCAGUUUACAGGCCAUCCUGCAGCCGCCCGGCCAGUCUGCAAGGGUCGCUGGUGUGCGAUGAGCCGAGGACACCCUUACCGACCAAGCCCCCUCCCGUCCCCCAAGCGGCACUCGGCCAAUUGUGCGCCGCCCCUGGGAACUCCCAUACACGAUAGGCAGUGGAACAGACUGUAGUCGAAACUGCGACCUCCAGGCAAUAGUGCACACCAUGCAUUGCAUGUGCUGAAACUUUUUUUCAGUGAAAAAACUUGGAUUUGAAAUGUGAAAGAAGUACAGCGUUUAAUUUUUUUGGUAGAAGCGGUUGAAGCUGGCACUGUAAUUGGGGGUAUCAUUGUGAGCCACCCAGAGGCUAAAGGGUUAAUUGUACCCUGGCAUUUUUUUUAUUUUUUUUUUAGCAAGAUACAAAGAUUAUACGUUGUAAAUGACAAACCAUUCCUGCGUUUAGUUUUUUGGGUAGGAGCAGUUGAAGCUGCCACUAUAAUGUAUUAUUUCAUUUAAAAUUUUUAUUGGAAAAAGGCCAUAUGAGCUAUAAUUAGCUCGUUUCCAAUGGCGUCCAACAGCAGCAAAUUACAAUCACAUAAAACACAUAGAGUACACAUUUAAAACUCUACACAACAUCAUAUCCAUACACAGGGCUUCUUCAGAUAAUGAAAUUUAAGCAAUAAUGAAAUUUAAGCAAUGACACGGGCCAUACAACAAUCUGAGUAUUUAAAAGUAUUAACUCUCUGCAAAAAACUUUUUCUGCAGACAGUAGGUAUUUCCUUAAUGAAAAUAGAAAAUAAGAGGUCCAAGAAUUGACCCCUGAGUGGCACCUUAGGAUACAGGCAUAUAAUCAGACUUUUUUCUGUCAAAGACAACAGCUUGGGAAUGCUCUGAUAAAUAUGAUUCAAACCACAGCAAUGUAGUAUCCAGUGUACAGUGAAUACCAAAUUAAAAACAACUUCAGCCUGGUCUUGAAACAUUGAUACCGUCCCUAAAUAAGAUGACAUCUUGAAACGCACAUCAAAAUAACAUCAAGUCCUAUCUAAUCAUUCUAUGGAUGGAUCAUUCUCCUGUCAUCGAAUAGAGAAGGGAAUAUCAAGAUAAGAUACUUAAAGAGUAAGUGGAAGAAUUCUGAUAUUUGGGAGUGUGGUUUGAUAAAAAAAAAAAAAAAAGUUGAGUUGGGGAAAACAGAUAAAUACCAUAAUAGAUCAAUGUAAAGUUAAUAUGCUAAGAAAUAUUUCAGGCACAAGUUGGGGAGCGAAUACAUCCAGUAUGAUGACUGUAUACGGAGGAUUAAUAAGGAGUGUAGGAGAUUGUGGAAGACAGAUACUAAUGGGAACAUGUAAAAACAAGAUGAAAACUUUGGAUAAUAUUCAAGCUAAAGCAAUAAGGGUGUGAGAUCUGCUCUGCAGGGUUUGGUAAAUGAGAUGCCGUUGGAAUUCAGGAGGAAAUUAUUAAGCAUUAAAUACUGGAUUAAGGUUCAUUCUCUACAUAUAGUAUUUCCGCCUAGGAUAAGCAUGGAAGAUAAAUGGAUAAAUCACUAUAAAAAGGAGAUUUGGGAUGCAAAUGGGAGGAUGUUGGGUUUUGGGAUGCAGCAAUGGAUAAAGGAGAUAAGAAUUGAGAACCUGAAUUUUGUAAAGCAUGUUCAUUUGAAUGUGCUACCAGAAUGGUAGGUGGACAAACCAAUAUGCUGUAUAGACUUGAGUGAGCAAGUGAAAACAGAAGGGGGAAAAAUGGAAUUGAAAACAAAGAGACAAGCUUUUGUAAAGGGUAAGAGUACAGAGACAUUGUGUUUAUGUACAGAUGGAUCUAAUGAUGGCGUAUAGUAUAUCAGAACUGGAUAGCUGUAAAAUAGCUAGACUGCCUGACCAUUUAUCAGUUUGGUAGAAAUGGCAGUUAUUUUAUUUGCGACCAUUAAAAUAGCAGAAUGAAUCCCUAAGAAACCACAUCAUAUUUACAGACUCAUUAAGAUUGCUUAAUGCUUUUAAAUGAGAUUGUGUUAAUAGGAAGGACAUACUUUUUGAGAUAAUUCAAAGUUACAAGGAAUGUACAGUAAAGGGGAUUGAAGUCAGGUUAAUAUGGAUUCCUGGGCAUUCUGCUACACUGGGCAAUGCAAUUGUAGAUCUAGCAGCAAAAAACAAUGGGUUAAACAGUGAGACGAUUGAUGUGGUGAUUCCUCAGAGAUCUCAGGACAUGGGAGUGUUUGUCAAACAAGCAAUAGUAAAAGAAUGGCAGGAGAGACGGGAUACCAAUGUAGAAGGAAGGGUUAGUAUAACAUCCAGAAAGAGGUUAAUACGGGUAAAUAAGGAACUGGGCAGUAGUAGCUUGUUGAGAAAAGGGAAAGAGGAAGGGAGGCGAGAAAGAAAGGAAAAUAAUUGAUUAGGCAAACAGGAAAACAAGGACUUUUAUAGAUGACAAAUUAAGAAGUUAUAGAGAAAAAAAGACAAAUGAAAACAGACAGGGGGCGCUACUCAUCAAACUGUAUAGAUGGAAUGUGCUCCAAAAAAAAUAAUUAAAAAAAGAAUCGAGAAGGGGCGGAGAGCGCUGACGUAUGUUUCGGCUUCUGAUCUCUGCCUGUCAACCUAGCUGCCCCAUGAUGGCGCGCUCGUUUUGUGUUUGUGAUUCUUCCCUGCUUACCGCCUUCCUCAUGAGGCAGAUCUGGGCCAGAGUAGCCCGGAGAAGUACAGAGCACACAGGCAGGAGCUACAGCACCAAGCCGGCGCGACUUCCCAGGAUGGAGUACCAGGACGCGGUGUGCACCCUCAACACGCUCCAGACCAAUGCUAGCUACCUGGAGCUGGUGAAGCGGGAGCGCGGACAGCCACAAAUGCAGCUAGAGGCCAUGAGACUGUUCUUGCAGCGCACUGGCCUGAGGGUAGAAGAUUUGGACCAGCUCAAUAUUAUCCAUGUGACUGGAACAAAGGGGAAGGGAUCGACAUGCGCAUUCAGUGAACAGAUUCUCAGGAACUGCGGCCUUCGCACUGGCUUUUACAGUUCUCCACAUUUGGUACAAGUCCGGGAGAGAAUCCGAAUCAAUGGGCAGCCAAUCAGCAAAGAGCUCUUCACCAAGUACUUCUGGCAGGUCUACAGCCGAUUGGAUGAAACCAAGGAUGCUCACUACGGCUCCAUGCCGGCCUACUUCCGCUUCCUCACCAUCCUGGCCUUCCACGUCUUCCUGCAGGAGAAGGUGGACUUAGCCCUGAUAGAAGUUGGUAUUGGAGGAGCUUAUGACUGCACCAACAUCAUCAAGAAGCCCUGGGUUUGUGGAGUGUCCUCCCUGGGAAUCGACCACACCAGCAUCCUCGGGGACACCAUCGAAAAGAUCGCCUGGCAGAAGGGGGGCAUCUUCAAGCCUGGAGUGCCAGCCUUCACAGUGAAGCAGCCGGAGAGCCCCAUGAAGGUGCUGGCUGAGCGAGCGCAGGAGAUCGGGUGCCCCCUGCAGGUGUGCCCGGACCUGGAGCAGUACGACUCUGACAAGCAGCAUCUGCAGCUGGGCCUGGCGGGGGAGCACCAGAGAUCCAAUGCCACACUGGCACUGCAGCUGUGCCGCAGCUGGCUCCAGCGCCGGGGAGGCCACGAAGGUUUCCUCUCCCUCCCGAAGACGGAGCUGCUCUCGAGUCACUGGCCCGCCCUGGCUCCAGCCUUCCAGCCCAGCCCAGCCAUGGUGACAGGGCUGCGAGACACCAAGUGGCAUGGCCGCAGUCAGACCAUAAGGAAUGGCCCAAUCUCCUACUUCGUGGACGGGGCUCAUACCACCCGCAGCAUGCUGGCCUGUGUGCGCUGGUUCAGAGAGGCUGCAGCAGAGCAGGAGAGGACUGCAGAGGGGCCAGUGGUGCGUGUGCUGCUGUUUAACGCUACGGGGGAGCGAGACUGUGCAGCGCUGCUUAAACUCCUAGUGCCUUGCCAGUUUGACUUUGCUGUCUUUUGCCCUAACAUACCUGAGACUGCCUCCUCUAGUAACGCAGCAGACCAGCAGAACUUCAACGUAACAGUGGAGAACAUACUGACGCGUUGCCUGGACAACCAGAAAAGCUGGUGGCAUCUGAGUGAGCAGGGGGCUGGGCCGGGGGCGGAGCUUCUGCUGCCCGGGGGGCUGCCCUUGGAGGAGGGGGUGCUGCGACGGCGGGGGGCCGAGCCUCUGGUAUUCCCCUGUAUCCUCAGCGCUCUGCAGUGGAUCACACAAGGACGGGACCCCCAGCUGCCCUGCGAUAGCAAGCCCAGGGCUGGCUCUGCAGCUAGAGCUCUGAGAGAGGCGGGGGCUGUACAGGUGCUGGUGACAGGCAGUCUGCACCUGGUGGGAGGGGUCUUGAAGCACCUGGACCCCUCCUUAUCUUAACCCCCCCAUUCUCAUCUAGCCCCUCUCAGCUGCAACACUGUUUCCAGGUGUCCUUCUGAUGCUACUGCAGUGAGCAGCCUGGAUAGUGGCAGCAAUCUGGGUAGUAAUCUCCCUGUCAGCAGUGCAGGGGUUUGGUCUACAACUCCAAAGAGUUCACACAGGACUUAUUCCACUUCUUUCUAUCGCUUCAACUGGAAGCAAAACGUGAGCCCCAAGUCGUUCAUAUGGAUCUUUAUAUAGAAAAUAGCACUGUGCAUUUAGUGUAUUUAUUUCUCAACUCAUAGUUUUUGAAUACAGGGAGUGUUGCAUUGGCCUUCACGCUCCUCGCUGGAUAAGGAGGACAAAUCACAUCACUAGGCUACUGGCCAGACCCUGUGAGCUCAACUGCAGCUAGUCUUUUCUUAUUUUAUUUGAAAUGUAAUCUUACUUUCAGCAAGCAUUAGGACACUGGCAUUCUAAGUAUCUAUUGAAGGGUAGUGCAUGUGUACAGCAUGCCCUGCAGUGUACAGAAUCGUUAUGGAAACAGGUUUCCCUUCCAUCCUGCCUUUACUUCUGAUGCCCAUAAAACAUGGGCACAACAUUCAGGUUUAUGAAAUAAUAAUUAAAUUAUGAUAUGCAAUAAUUCAGUUAUUAUAUGCAGCCACCAGGUGGCACCCUGGGCCAAACAAUGUCCAGUGUAGUACCUGUAAACCCAUCUAAGUGAAUUUGCCUGUGUCGUUUGUGCCUCUGUGCCAGCGCCUAAACGUAUAACAGGAGUGCUCCUUAUGUUCACUUUCUAAACAUAGCAAACAGGUAUUCUUUAAGAAAUAGAAGAAUUCUAGAUCGGCAGCUGGCUUAUAAGAGAACAUUUCAAAUAAAACCCUGCUGUCACAGAGACACUGGAGAUUAAUGCAGUGCACAUUUGAGAACCGUCGAGCUGUCUGAAAGUGUGUGUUGUUGCCAAGAUGCAGUUAUACCGUGUGGGAUAUAAAUACUGAUCACUAUCAAGAUGCAUCAAUACUGUGUAGAGUUUCUAUACUGAUUGCUGUAAAGAUGCAUCAAUACUGACUAGGGUUUCUAUACUGAUUGCUGUCAAGAUGCAGCAAUACUAUGUAGAGUUUAUAUACUGAUUGCCAUCAAGAUGCAUUAAUACUGUGUAUACUUUAUAUACUGAUUGCUAUCACUGGCCCCUCUUGUUAUUCCUAGAUUUAUUUUAAGCUACAGUUGCAAUGGUUUUGAAGGGGGGAACUGAGACUCUUUCUGUUGGUCUCUUCGGAAGAACUACCCUUGUGUUUGAAGCUUUUCCCAGGCUAGCUGUGUGUGAAUGCAACGGAGAGCUGUGGCUCUUCAUACUGGAUAGUCCACGUGUCUAGCUAGCUGUGGUGAAUCCACUACACCUUGGAAACAGGUAACUGUGACUCUACCAGAUAGCCCCCAUUUCCACUGAGCUGUGUGUCUUUAAUUCAGAACUGGAUUUAGAAAGUUAAAUGGGUGUUACAGACUGCCCCAAAGACAUGUUUCUGUCUGUUUGGUCCAUGUCAUUCGGAGUGCUACUUGUUAAGUUGACUACACUUUCAAUUGGCUUGAUUGGUAGUAUGACUGGUGUAGCUGAGGGUUAGGUGGGAAUUCUGAGUAUUCAUGUGAAGUUAGAGGACUGCAUCCAACAGACCACUGUUUAAAAGAUUUAAGACCAACUUCGUAUUUGUAUUUUUAUUUUUUAAAGAGUUAUACCGCUGAAAGAAAAGCAGAUCUGCAGUGGGAUCUGUAAGAAAACAGUUCAUGAUCCAAAUACCACUGUCCUUUUAUCUGAUGCUGACUGCCAUAAGUUAGCUCUGUGUUACCUAUGGGAAGCAAAAUGAAAAUGUGUAAGAGAGGAAGGACACUCUUUUGUUUUACAUUGUAGGUGUUUAUUGUGCACUGGUAGCAUUUUACAAGAAACACCUAUGGAAGAUUGAGCCUAUUUUUAAAACCGUAUGGAGCAACAAAAACAAUGGAAAGGAUGUGAAUAAAGUACCACUGUCUUUUUCAAUCCUUUAAAACGGGGCUCUUCCAUUAUACAAAGGGUAACUGUAACAGUCAGUGCCUGUAAAAUGCAAAGGGCUUAGUUACAGUGAUCUACAGCAAUGUUUAGAUCUGCCAUCAUUUUGAAUGGAAUAGACCACACUGCGUUGAUCCCUGGGUGGGCAGAAUUGAGUCUUAGCUGGUCCAUUAAAAUGCUGUGCCAUAUGACAGCGCUGGAGCUGAUACGGAUGUUCAGGUGUUCACUGGCUUUAGGAUUCUAGAGCUGAAAUCACUGUAUUAAGUCAGUACUGUCUAAUUUGUGACCUAAAUGAAAUAAAUAAUACAACUCUGCAAUGACAACUCA
Molecule: messenger RNA, 7062 nt
Organism: Polyodon spathula (Mississippi paddlefish)
Lineage: Eukaryota; Metazoa; Chordata; Actinopteri; Acipenseriformes; Polyodontidae
Product: folylpolyglutamate synthase, mitochondrial-like
Exons: 15
Coding region: 2934-4718 (594 amino acids)
Biological process (GO): tetrahydrofolylpolyglutamate biosynthetic process
Cellular component (GO): mitochondrion; cytosol; cytoplasm
Molecular function (GO): tetrahydrofolylpolyglutamate synthase activity; ATP binding
Source: RefSeq, a predicted model, not a curated record